CUUCCCUACGGUCUCUUCUCUUCUCUUCUCUUCUCUUCUCACAGAUCUCAUCUCACUCCAAAUCCAAAACACUCUCCAGCAACAGUAACCACCACUACUUCGAUACGUUUAUUUCAUAGCUGCAGUUUGAAUUUGAAAUAUAAGUAGCAAAAAGUGCUCCGAUAGCUUAACAGUAAGCUGGCGUUGUUAAACAAACGAAUUUGAAACUUGCGUCUCAGAAAAUUUGAUCUGAAUGUGAAUGGAGUUCACAGAAGCUUACAAGCAGACGGGUCCUUGUUGUUUCUCACCCAAUGCUCGUUACAUUGCCGUCGCCGUCGAUUAUCGCCUCGUUAUUCGGGACACUCUUUCCUUCAAGGUUGUGCAGCUGUUUUCAUGCUUGGACAAGAUAAGCUAUAUCGAAUGGGCCAUCGAUUCUGAGUACAUUCUUUGUGGUCUAUAUAAAAGACCAAUGAUACAGGCAUGGUCGUUGGCCCAACCUGAAUGGACAUGCAAGAUAGAUGAAGGUCCUGCUGGUAUUGGGUAUGCUAGAUGGAGCCCAGACAGCCGUCACAUACUUACCACAUCAGACUUCCAACUGCGUUUAACAGUUUGGUCACUAUUAAACACAGCAUGUGUACAUGUGCAAUGGCCAAAGCAUCCUUCCAAGGGCGUUUCUUUUACCAAAGAUGGGAAAUUUGCUGCAAUUUGCACAAGGCGUGAUUGCAAGGACUACAUUAAUCUUCUGUCUUGUCAUACAUGGGAGAUAAUGGGUGUAUUUGCUGUGGACACAUUGGACUUGUCUGAUACUGAAUGGUCGCCAGAUGACAGUGCAAUAGUGAUAUGGGAUUCGCCUCUCGAAUAUAAGGUUCUAAUAUACUCCCCAGAUGGGAGGUGCCUAUAUAAGUAUCAAGCAUAUGAAAGUGGAUUGGGCGUAAAAAGUGUUUCAUGGUCUCCUUGUGGCCAGUUUCUAGCAGUGGGUAGUUAUGACCAGAUGUUGCGGGUUUUGAAUCACCUGACUUGGAAGACUUUUGCUGAAUUUAUGCAUCUAUCUACUGUCCGUGCUCCUUGUUGUGCUGCUGUUUUUAAGGAAGUGGAUGAGCCACUGCUGCUUGAUAUGUCCGAGUUAUGUUUAAGUGAUGAUUUUGCACAAGGCAAUGAUGAUGCUUCUGAAGGACAUUUCAGAGUUAGGUACGAGGUUACAGAAGUGCCCAUUAGUUUGCCUUUCCAGAAGCCUCCUGCAGACAAACCUAACCCCAAACAAGGAAUUGGUCUAAUGUCAUGGAGCAGUGACAGCCAAUACAUCUGCACUAGGAAUGAUAGCAUGCCAAGUAUUCUGUGGAUCUGGGACAUACGCCAUCUUGAGCUUGCCACUAUCUUGGUGCAGAAAGAUCCAAUUCGAGCAGCAGUUUGGGACCCUACAUGCACGCGUCUCGUUGUUUGCACUGGAAGCUCACAUUUGUACAUGUGGACUCCUGCGGGUGCUUACUGUGUGAGUAUCCCACUACCGCAGUUUAGCAUAGUCGAUCUAAAAUGGAAUUCGGAUGGAAGCUGUCUUCUCCUGAAGGAUAAAGAGUCAUUUUGCUGCGCUGCUGUUGCUGUACUUCCAGAAUCCAGUGAAUAUAGCUCAGAUGAUUGAGGCAGCUUGCUUUCCCAAUAUUUAUUGAGAAAAGUAAAAUGUAGAACUAAGCAGUUCAACUUGCUCUCUUUGUGUAUUAUAUGUAUGUAGUUGGGAUGUUCCAUUUGUUGUAGUUGGAACAUCUGACACUUUGGAAAUUGACCGGCUUUGACUUGCUAAGCCUGCAUGACCAAUUUGCAGUUAGUGCCUUAGUGGAUUUGUAGCACCACCAAAAAGAAAAUAUGAAAGUGGACUGUAUAAAGUGACAAUUAUUGCUUUUGAGAUGAUAAUUUUAUUCUUAGGCUAAAUUAUGUUUUUGGUCCU
Prunus dulcis (almond) is the source of this 1918-nucleotide messenger RNA. RefSeq names its product WD repeat-containing protein WRAP73. Gene Ontology annotation, molecular function: protein binding. The transcript is spliced from 6 exons. Gene Ontology annotation, cellular component: mitotic spindle; MWP complex; microtubule organizing center. NCBI's taxonomy places the organism in Eukaryota, Viridiplantae, Streptophyta, Magnoliopsida, Rosales, Rosaceae. The coding region runs from base 239 to 1615 and encodes 458 amino acids. Gene Ontology annotation, biological process: microtubule anchoring at mitotic spindle pole body; mitotic sister chromatid segregation; protein localization to mitotic spindle pole body. The record is from RefSeq and is a predicted model, not a curated record.